GUUUUGAGGGUUUAACCAACAGUAACCUUUCGUUCGCCACUUCAGCUGCAAAAUCCGCAAUGGCAUUCAACUUUGGUCACCUUCUCAUCGCCGGCGUCUUGGCCUUGUCCGCCGUGUCCUCGGAGACCAUCCAGCUGCAGCCCACACAGGGCAUCUUAAUUCCUGCUCCUCUGGCUGAGAACAUCCGUGUGUCGCGUGCUGCCUACGGCGGAUACGGAGCUCCAGCUGCCCCAGCCUCCUACGCCGCCGCCCCUGCUGCCCCGUCAUACUCGGCUCCAGCAACCCCGUCCUACUCGGCUCCAGCUGCCCCGUCCUACCCGGCUCCAGCUGCCCCGUCUUACUCCGCUCCCGCUGCCCCGUCUUACUCCGCUCCCGCUGCUCCUGCCUACUCAGCCCCGUCAUCCAUUCCGUCGCCGCAGUGCCCCAAGAACUACCUGUUCAGUUGCCAGCCCUCUCUUCAGCCCGUGCCGUGCAGUGCUCCGGCCCCCAGCUAUGGAUCCGCUGGCGCCUACUCGCAGUAUGUGCCCCAGUACGCUGUACCGUUCGUCCGAGAAUUGUAAGGCGCGAACCGAAUCUGACUGGACACCUGAAUUUACAUAUAAAUAAAGUAAUUUGUUUAACAUA
This is a messenger RNA of Drosophila takahashii, 624 nucleotides long. It is a transcript of the gene Vm26Ab, whose product is annotated as Vitelline membrane 26Ab. Lineage: Eukaryota; Metazoa; Arthropoda; Insecta; Diptera; Drosophilidae. The record is from RefSeq and is a predicted model, not a curated record.